This is a messenger RNA of Microdochium trichocladiopsis, 1521 nucleotides long. Its product is annotated as FAD binding domain-containing protein. NCBI's taxonomy places the organism in Eukaryota, Fungi, Ascomycota, Sordariomycetes, Xylariales, Microdochiaceae. Bases 1 to 1521 code for a protein of 506 amino acids. The transcript is spliced from 2 exons. Gene Ontology annotation, molecular function: FAD binding. The record is from RefSeq and is a predicted model, not a curated record.
AUGUUGGCCAAACUAAACCAGCUGCUACCUGCAGUAGCUCUGCUGGCCACUACAGUCGUCUCUCAACAGAGUACCUGCGACCUCGUCCAGGCCCAGACGAAAAUCUCCAUUUGGAACCGCUUUUCCAUCGACUACACAAGAGAGCAGACCGAGUACUGGUCGACAGCAUCGGGUGCUCUCAAGCCAAAGUGUAUCCUGACUCCGCAAAACGCAGAUGAGGUCGCGGCCAUUGUUUCGAUCCUGCGCGAGAACAACGAGACUUUUGCCAUCAAGUCGGGCGGGCACAAUCCCAACAACUACUUUGCGAGUGUCGAUGGCGGACCGUUGAUCUCGACCAAGAAACUCAACGAGGUCGUCUUUGAUCGGGCCACAGAAACAGUCCGCAUCGGGCCUGGCAACCGCUGGGAUGAAGUCUCUGGUGCUCUGGAUGGUUCGGGGUACACGGUUGUUGGAGGGCGUAUUGGAAACGUCGGUGUUGGAGGCUACCUGCUUGGUGGCGGUCUCAGCUUCAUGAGCACCGAGUACGGCUGGGCAGCCAACCAAGUCCUCGAAUACACGGUCGUUCUGGCCAACUCGACGAUUGUCAAGAUCACCCCCGAUAACCACCCGAACAUCUACACGGCCCUGACCACCGGCGGCAACAACUACGGCAUUGUCACAUCGUACCUUGUCAAGGCCUACCCUCAGGGUGAUGUCUGGGGCGGAAGCCUCGUCUUCACUGCCACUCCGAACAUCACGGUCAACCUCCUCUCCGCGCUCCGUGACUUCACCGAGAACUAUCCCGACGAGAAGGCUGGCAUCAUCAUGACGGCCGAGCGCACACUGGGCACGCUGGUCGAUCUAUGGAUCAUGUUCCUGUACUACAAUGGACCAGAGCCCCCUGCGGGUCUAUUCGACCGCUUCAUCAACGCUGGAGCCAGCAUCAACACCUGCAAGACGCAGUCCAUGCACAGCCUGCUCUCUGGCAAUAAUUGGGCGGUCGUCAAGGGCAGCGUGUACACCAUCGGCACCGAGACCAUUGCCCUCCCUCCCGCGGGCCCUUCUGGCACGGAAGGCGACGCAGUCAUGCAAUCCGUGUACGACCUCUGGGUUGAGGUGAGCAACAAGGUCAAGCUGGUCCCGGGCCUGAUUGCGAGCAUCGCGUUCCAGCCGAUGCCCAAGAUGCUCACGAGAGUGGCCAAGACGCACGCUGGGGGCGACAUGCUGGACCUGGACGACUCGAUCGACCGCAUGAUCGUCGAGCUCGACUACAGCUUCCUGUUUAACAGCGACUACCCCAAGGUCGACGCCAUCAUGCGCGAGACGUACACCGGCAUCCGCAACGUCGCGGACAACGCCACGGCCGCGGGGCUCAUGCCGCAGGGCUACCUCCCGCUGUUCCAGAACGACUGCUUCUACCCGCAGGACUACUACGGCCGACUGCGGCCCGAGAAGAAGGCCCUCGCGCAGAAGGUGCGGGCCGAGCUGGACCCUCAGGGCUUGUGGCGCGAUCGUACCGGCGGCUUCAAGAUUGAUCUCUGA